Messenger RNA from Nicotiana tabacum (common tobacco), 352 nucleotides. Lineage: Eukaryota; Viridiplantae; Streptophyta; Magnoliopsida; Solanales; Solanaceae. The record is from RefSeq and is a predicted model, not a curated record.
AUUUGACUUUACGGACUCUCGAAAUGGAUCCGGAGGCUGCACGAACAACACGUGAUUCUCUAGAACUGGUAUUUCAUAUGUUAAAUAUUCUGGACACAGGCCUCGAUCGUCACACUCUUUCUGUUCUAAUUGCUCUCUGCGAUUUGGGUUUUAACCCUGAGGUAUUGACUGCUGUUAUUAAGGAGCUUCGCCAAGAAAACCCGUCUCUACUCUCAGAAGCUCUCAGGCACACUCCCCCAGGAGCCUGAGAACGAGGAAUAUUGAGUUUUCACGAACAUCAUUAGAGAGACAACAGAGUUCCGACCAAAUCUCUGAAAACAGAUCCGGGAUAGACAACGCCACGCACCGCCAC